This is a messenger RNA of Chaetura pelagica (chimney swift), 1199 nucleotides long. RefSeq names its product transmembrane protein 165 (gene TMEM165). The transcript is spliced from 6 exons. Gene Ontology annotation, cellular component: Golgi apparatus. Gene Ontology annotation, biological process: manganese ion transmembrane transport; calcium ion transmembrane transport; Golgi calcium ion transport. The record is from RefSeq and is a predicted model, not a curated record. Bases 1 to 813 code for a protein of 270 amino acids. NCBI's taxonomy places the organism in Eukaryota, Metazoa, Chordata, Aves, Apodiformes, Apodidae. Gene Ontology annotation, molecular function: calcium ion transmembrane transporter activity; manganese ion transmembrane transporter activity.
AUGUAUUUGCACAACACGUGCUUUUUCUUGUUCCCUCCCAUACAGAAGGGGCCCUCACAGGUUGCUCCAGUUCACGUUGUCAGUGAAGAGUCAGCUGACAAGACUAAUCUGGGCUUUAUUCAUGCAUUUGUGGCUGCUAUAUCAGUCAUCAUCGUGUCAGAACUGGGCGAUAAGACCUUCUUCAUUGCAGCCAUCAUGGCAAUGCGCUACAACCGUUUGACUGUACUGGCUGGUGCUAUGCUUGCCUUGGGACUGAUGACAUGUUUAUCAGUUUUGUUUGGCUAUGCCACCACAGUUAUUCCUCGUGUUUACACCUAUUAUGUGUCAACGGCACUGUUUGCGAUUUUUGGCGUCCGAAUGCUUCGAGAAGGCUUGAAAAUGAGUCCGGAUGAGGGUCAGGAGGAGCUGGAGGAAGUUCAAGCAGAAAUUAAAAAAAAAGAUGAGGAACUUCAGAGAACUAAACUGUUAAAUGGGCCAGGAGAUGUGGAAUCAGGGCCAGGCACCACUAUACCUCAGAAGAAGUGGCUGCAUUUUAUUUCUCCAAUCUUUGUUCAAGCUUUUACUUUAACAUUUUUAGCAGAAUGGGGUGAUCGUUCCCAGUUAACAACCAUAGUUUUGGCUGCCAGAGAGGACCCCUAUGGUGUGGCAGUAGGAGGAACAGUGGGGCAUUGUCUAUGCACUGGUUUAGCAGUUAUUGGAGGGAGAAUGAUAGCACAAAAAAUUUCUGUUAGGACUGUGACAAUCAUAGGAGGCAUUGUCUUCUUAGCAUUUGCAUUUUCUGCACUAUUUAUAAGUCCAGACUCUGGUUUUUAAAAUUUUUCAACCCUGCAAAAGAAUAAGGAACAGAAGCAUCAAGCAGCUCUUCUUCUGCAUUUUUGUAUAUAAUGUACAGAAUUAUAGUUAAAGAAGCACUGAAGAUGAGACACUGAACUUUUUAUAGGAAAUGAUUCAUGGGACUCACACAUUUAUGGACAGCUUCUGCAGUGGAGAUCUGCUCUGUAUCUGGUUUGUUUAUUCUGUGGUGCCUCCUCCAUUGGUGGGAUUUGUGUGGUUUUCUUGCUUGCUGGACAUGGCUCAGCUGAGUUUUGAGGGUCUACUCUGAUAAAUAUCGAGGCUUUCUUCUUCUUCUCUUACACAUGGCCACCUUUCCUGUUUCUUCAAAAGCUGAUUCUGAAGGCAUCUCAAAGCAGACCAGGUGU